AUCCAAGCUUCUCUCCAAACUCUUUGUCUGUCUCUCACUCUCCUUUCAAGUAUUUAUCCUAGAGAUCUUCACCACCUUAAGAAAUUACCUCUCACUUUCUUUCCUUCCAUCUCCUUUCCUUUCCCUAUAAUUAUAAAUCUCUCCGUCUUAUUUUUAUUUUUGCAGUUUCUCUCUAUCUGCAUUUUUCCUCUUCUGUGUUUCUCUGUUGUACUAAAAGUUGCAACUCUUUCUGCUAAAGCCUUGGUGUAGUGAUUAUAUUUCAGUGUCUAAUUUAAAUGCUCUCUUGCAUCCUUCAAGUUUUCAUCAUCAUACGCCAUUGGUUACAGCUUUAACAACUGAUAAAGCUCUUUUUGUUUGAAAGCCUGAAUUUUUUUUUCCAUAAAUAUGGCUUUGAUCAAUGUUCCCACUGAUCAUAUUAAGCUUAGGAAAACGGUUUUGAUCGAGAAAAAACCAUUAAUGCUCAAAGAUUACCUAAGAGAUGAUCUGAGUUCGUGCUCGUCUAGUGGUUUCAAAUCGUUACCACGUCGCCAGUGUUGCACCAGCUUCAGGUUUCUUCAUGAGGCCGACCUAAAGAAAUCAAAGGAUUACUCAAGCUCUACUAAACGACUACUGAAAAGAAGUCGGUCGAAGCCAGCUUCUACCGCCAUUUCAGCUCUGCAAAUAGCUUCGGAGGCUGUUCUUAACGCCGUCAAGCUACUGCCUUUUCCUUCCUUCAAGUCAUCUUCGCCGUCGUUGCAAAGCAACAGCUCGAGGCAAAGACCUUUACCCAGGAAUUCUUCAAGUAAGCUCUUCAAAAGAAGCUUUUGGAGAAAAGCCGAAAAGGAAGAUGGUGAGAUCAAACGGUGGAGAUUGUUUAGUGAAUUUCUCGAAGAGAAAAACCAACCGUCUGAUCAGAAUACUAUUACCGAUGUCAACACCACCGACAACUCUUCUACGACUACAAAUAACUGUAGGUUCUCUACGAGCACGAGCAGUAAUAGUUGGGCUGAAAGUGAAUUUACUGCAGACAUUUUACAGUCUUCGAGCGGCAAUUCCGAGAGCACGAGUGGAAACGACACCGUUGAGGGUAAAACAAAUUUACCUGAGAAGAAAAAAGUCAGCAACAUAGUCGGCGGAGCAGUCGACGAGGAUUCCAUCAACAACUACCAAAAGGAACAGGAUUGGCCAAACGAAGAAGGAAAGGAGCAGUUUAGUCCAGUGUCUGUUCUAGAUUGCCCCUUCGAUGAUGAAGAAGAAGAAGUAGACAAUAGCUCUCCUUUCCAAGAUCAGUUGGCCCGUGUGGAAGGUCCCUCUCGAACAAAACAAAAGCUCAUGCAAAAGAUUCGAAGGUUUGAGAGCCUGUCUCAGCUGGAGCCAGUGGACUUGGAGAAACGAAUUGCAUUGGCUGAGCUUGAAGAUGAAUCGCUUGAAUCCCACAGGGAAGUGCUCUGCUUAGUGUCUGUCAACAACAACGGCAACAUGUCCGAUUACCAAGAUAAGGAAGAAAAAGAUAGAGAAGCAAAUGAGAAACUACUUAAGCUGUUGAAAUCGAAAAUACCAUCAGACAGUUUCAAGUUUAUGGCUGAUAAUCUACUGUUAGAUUUCUUUAGGGAGAGAUUAACGGUGGAAAAUAAUGCUAAACGGCUUGCUGAUAUGGGACUUGAAGAGUUUGGGCUCGACUUAUUAAAGGUGGCAGAGGAUUGGGUUAAUGGGAAUCCUCAAGAAUUGGUUCUAGGAUGGAAGUUGCAGGAAAGUAGAAAAGCAAAUGUGAAAGAAAUGGAGAGAAAUGAAAAUUGGAGAAACUUCAAUGAAGAAAAGGAAAAGAUGGGAUCAGCGGUAGAGCAUGAGGUUUUCAUUUCGCUGGUGGAUGAGCUAUUAACUGAUCUCUUUUGACAUUUGUUUGACUAAUUUCUGUUUGAGACUUUUGAGUUCUAU
Messenger RNA from Durio zibethinus, 1914 nucleotides. Lineage: Eukaryota; Viridiplantae; Streptophyta; Magnoliopsida; Malvales; Malvaceae. The record is from RefSeq and is a predicted model, not a curated record.